Messenger RNA from Lobosporangium transversale, 1497 nucleotides. RefSeq lists its product as hypothetical. The transcript has 4 exons. Lineage: Eukaryota; Fungi; Mortierellomycota; Mortierellomycetes; Mortierellales; Mortierellaceae. The coding region runs from base 1 to 1497 and encodes 498 amino acids. The record is from RefSeq and is a predicted model, not a curated record.
AUGAAAUGUUUUAUGCCUCAGGACGUAACAGGUGUAGACCCACCACGGACAAAAGAGCCAACUUUUACUGCGGCAGAGGAGGACUACAUUUGGGGGACUCUGGAGAUGCAUAUCAAUGGUGUUCGAGAAGUACGACGCCAUGGUGAUAGGAACGGCGAUGAUGAGGAUGAGGAAGAGAUAGAGCACACACCAGAUUGGUCUGUGCAGGACAUUUACCAUGGACUUACGCCCAAGUCCAUUGCUCAGAGUUGGAAAGUUGGCUUCAAGACAACAACAAGGAUAGCUACAUAUAUGGCAAGGCGCUUCGUCAAGGCCAUAGAAGAAUUCGGUCGUAAAGAAAUCUGGAACAAACGGUGUAAAGUCACCGUUGAAUGGGAAAAGGCUCAUGGAAUCACUGCUAUGAGCAAACGCGCUAGAGGACGCAACUGUGUUGGGGAGCACAGACGUAGUAGCAAUGUCCCUUCCCUCAGACAAAGACAGAAACUGAAUGUGAAAGAGAUUUACAAGAUCGCGGAUAACCGAGUCCAGGACAGUUACCUUGGGAAAACCAAACUGGACGUGAUGGAGCGGCUAGAACAGGACCAGCCGUUACAUCACAGAUUGGAAAGAGAUUGGAAGGCGACUCUGCACAUUAUCCACGACGGUAACACCCCAAGAGGGCUAUUCACCAGUCCAACUGACUGCCAACGACGAGCUUACAGGAUCAAGAAGUUACAUGGUAUGCUCCCAACGCUUGCUUACAUGAAGCAGCAGAGACCAGAUCUCUAUGACACAGACAUCUGCAGAAUGUGUGAAUUGGAAAGAGAGGACACAGAGCACCUUUGGAAGUGCCCUAUCACAGACGACAAACAGUUGGAAGGGUGGACAAGAGCGAUUGAGAAUAUCAAUUGCGACGGACAAAGGGGCCUAGCGAAGGAGAGGAAACUUUGGGAGGACAAGUUGCGUCGGGCACAGGCACCAGGACAGAAACAGGUUGGCAAGGGACCUACGUUCAUGCCAGCAAACGAAGAGGCGGGCGAAUUGUGUUACGACGACGGAGAGGAUGAAGAUGGCGACGGCGAGAGAGCCAUCAGGACAGUCCAAGACCUUUACCAUGGAUUGGUACCGAAAGACAUGGUCAAGAAUUGGAAAGAUACUUUCAAGACAACCGCAUCCAUUGCAAAAUAUGUGGUUUGCAGAUUCAUCAAAGCUAUCGAGGAAAUCGGAAGGACCGAGAUCUGGAACAGACGGUAUAAAGUCACCGUCGACUGGGAAAGAACUGAAGGCAUCACCUCUGUGAACAAACGCGCCAGGGGACGCACCUGUGUUGGGCAGCACAGACGUAGCAGAGGUGAUUUCUUAGGGCCUACCCUGAGACAACGACGAACAGCUGACGUGAAAGCGAUUAGGACGGAAGUUGACCAAAGAGUAGCAGGGAGCUAUCGGCAACAAUUAGAACUGACAGUAAUGGAGCGGCUGGGAGGGUGUCGCUUUUUGAUGAUUGAGGACUGCGGCUAG